Messenger RNA from Sinocyclocheilus grahami, 981 nucleotides. Its product is annotated as serine/threonine-protein phosphatase PP1-gamma catalytic subunit-like. The transcript has 5 exons. The coding region runs from base 178 to 945 and encodes 255 amino acids. Gene Ontology annotation, molecular function: protein serine/threonine phosphatase activity. NCBI's taxonomy places the organism in Eukaryota, Metazoa, Chordata, Actinopteri, Cypriniformes, Cyprinidae. Gene Ontology annotation, cellular component: nucleus; cytoplasm. The record is from RefSeq and is a predicted model, not a curated record.
GCGUGUAUCCUUCCGCAGAGCCGGUGUGUGCCUCCGCCGCAGCGCGCGCAUCUGCUCAAAGCCCGGACCUUAAAUCUCCUGUUUAGAGUUUUCUGUCAACAAUCUCUUCCUCUUUAAUCGAAAUCGUUUCAUUUGUCGUGUUCUGAGCGGCGCUGUUGGUGUUUUAUUCGGCGAGUCAUGGCUGACAUCGACAAACUCAACAUAGACAGCAUCAUUCAGCGCCUGCUCGAGGUGAGAGGGUCGAAGCCUGGCAAGAACGUUCAGCUGCAGGAGAACGAGAUCCGUGGAUUGUGUCUGAAAUCCCGCGAGAUCUUCCUCAGCCAGCCCAUCCUCCUGGAGCUGGAAGCGCCGCUGAAGGUCUGCGGCGAUAUCCACGGGCAGUACUACGACCUGCUCAGGCUCUUCGAGUAUGGAGGAUACCCACCUGAGAGCAACUACCUGUUCCUGGGAGACUAUGUGGACCGAGGGAAGCAGUCUCUGGAGACCAUCUGUCUCCUGCUAGCCUACAAGAUCAAAUACCCUGAGAACUUCUUCCUGUUGAGGGGAAACCACGAGUGUGCCUCCAUCAACCGCAUCUACGGCUUCUACGAUGAGUGCAGGAGACGCUACAACAUCAAGCUCUGGAAGACGUUCACGGACUGCUUCAACUGUCUGCCCAUCGCCGCCAUCGUGGAUGAGAAGAUCUUCUGCUGUCAUGGAGGCUUGUCUCCAGAUCUGCAGUCCAUGGAGCAGAUCAGAAGGAUCAUGAGACCCACAGAUGUCCCGGACCAGGGCCUCCUGUGCGACCUGUUGUGGUCUGACCCGGAUAAGGACGUGCUGGGAUGGGGCGAGAACGACCGAGGCGUGUCCUUCACCUUCGGAGCGGAAGUGGUGGCCAAGUUCCUUCACAAACAUGACCUGGAUCUGAUCUGCAGGGCUCACCAGGUGAGUCUUCAGCAGGGCUGAACAAGAAAUCGAAAUGAAAGAUUGCUGAGGCUGCAU